Messenger RNA from Girardinichthys multiradiatus, 1677 nucleotides. It is a transcript of the gene gjb10, whose product is annotated as gap junction protein beta 10. Bases 307 to 1098 code for a protein of 263 amino acids. The record is from RefSeq and is a predicted model, not a curated record. Gene Ontology annotation, cellular component: connexin complex. The transcript has 2 exons. NCBI's taxonomy places the organism in Eukaryota, Metazoa, Chordata, Actinopteri, Cyprinodontiformes, Goodeidae. Gene Ontology annotation, biological process: cell communication.
AGAUUACAUGCUGAAGUGAAGCUGCUUUAAUGCUUUUUUGUAUUUGGGGAAUCUCCAUUCUGCACGGAAUGUACAAACUUGGAAGUCGUUAGCACAGGCUGUGGAAAUGAGGGGCUGGAUUUUGUAAGACUUGUCACACUCUCUGUAAGAAUGAAAUGAAUGCUUCUGAAACUGAGAUAUAAGCCUACUAGACAAAUAAGAGGUUAGUAGAUACCUGAGGUCUAUCUGUGCCGUAUCAGCUUUGAGGGAAGCCUUUUCUGUCUUCUAUCAACAGGAAGAGAAGACAGUCUGUGAACAAACUGCAUCAUGAACUGGGCAUUUCUCCAGGGCCUGCUCAGUGGGGUCAGCAAAUACUCUACCGCAUUUGGGAGAGUGUGGUUGUCCAUCGUUUUCCUCUUCAGGGUCAUGGUGUUUGUGGUGGCGGCUGAGAAGGUGUGGGGAGACGAGCAGAAGGACUUCAGCUGCAACACGGCUCAGCCGGGAUGUCACAACGUUUGCUAUGACCACUUCUUCCCCGUGUCCCACAUCAGGCUGUGGGCCCUGCAGCUCAUCUUCGUCACCUGCCCCUCGCUCCUGGUGGUGAUGCAUGUGGCCUACAGGGAGGACAGGGAGCGAAAGUACAGGGAAAAGCGUGGUGAUGCCCGCCUCCGUCUGUACCGUGACACUGGAAAGAAGCGCGGAGGCCUGUGGUGGACCUACGUACUCACGCUGGUCUUUAAAAUAGGAGUGGAUGCUACCUUUGUCUACCUUCUCUACCACAUCUAUGAGGGCUAUGAUUUCCCCUCGCUCCUCAAGUGCAGGGAGGCGCCAUGCCCCAACACAGUGGACUGCUUCCUGUCCCGCCCUACCGAGAAGAGAAUUUUCACCCUCUUCAUGGUGGUCACCAGCCUAGUCUGCAUCCUUCUCUCCAUGUUCGAGGUCAUCUAUCUGGUGGGAAAACGUUGCUUCGAGUUUUCUUCUGGGGACAAUCGCUCUAACCGGAUACAGACCACCGCGCUGUCCAGUGGAUCCAAUCUGGUGGAAUUGAACGCUCAAAAGUUCAAGGGAAAAAGCAAACCAGAUACUCCUGCACCCUCAUACUACAUUGUUGUAUCAUGAGGCACAACAGGAAAAACUUUCUGAAAGAACACAAAGACAAGGAGGAAGCAAAGCUUGCACUCCUUGCUGCUUGAAAAGACUUGUUAAUAUAAAUUAACUUCCUGAAAAACAUAAUUUUUGUGUAGAGCUUGAAUUUCUGGACCAGAAAAUAUGUCAUGCUGUUGGUAUUGAAAAUGACUUUUAACAGAAGAACCACUACUGCUUUUGUAAAAAAAAAAAAAAAAACGUGUUUUUCUGGCUGAUUUAGCCUAGACAUCAGAAGCAUGAGUCACUCCUCAGCUUGGCAAGUUUUACCAGCACAUGUGGUUUCUCUGGGUACGAUUUUCCUUGUGCUAAGCCCAACUUCAAAUGAUCAGCCUCUGGUUUCCCCUUUCACUCAGACCCUAAGGGUGGACUCUUCAAGCAUAUUUUUGUGUUUGUUGAUGUCGUGUUGUGUUGCUGUAUUCAUGCCGGGGUGCCCGGCAGAUGCAAGUAUGUGGUUUUUGUAAACACAGCUGAUCAGGAUGUGUAUAUUUUACAGUGUUGAAUAUUCACAUAAUAUUUGUUCAUAUUUUGUAAUAAAUAUUUUAUGCUUUGAAA